UCGUGGUACAAAGUAGCGUGCACAGAUGGCGUUGAUGAGAAACAGUGGCGACAUCUAUCAGCUAAAACUAGGACUAUAACGUUUUGUUGACCGUAGCUUGACAUAAAUAGGUGGAUACAAAGUCUUUUGAACACGAUUUUUUGAUAUUUAUUGUCAAAUAAAACCAAUGUCAGAAAAAUCAUUGCCUAAGUAGACAGCUCGCAAAAAAUGUGAUAAUUGUAGUUCAAUCAGCGAUCAUCAUUCUCUCGAUAAAAUGCAAUGCAAAAUCUAAAUUACUGCGUUAGCCAUGGAAAAUAAUGGCGACACACCCAACGAGAAAAAGUUCGUUAAUAAGGCGAAAUCGUAUAACAACGCACCGCCUAUGAGACUCAAGAGCGAGCCGGCGAAGCGUAAGUCAUUUAAUGUGAACGAAGCUGUGAGAUCACUAGACUUGGCGUUGGGUAGACUGAAGAAGAGCAAGCUCGUGAACGGCGAGUACACGACGAGCAGACAGAUGGACCCCACAGCUCAGGAGGCUACCGAAAUGUUCAUGGAUAUGUGCACGUCGUCCAACUUCACGCAGGGCACGGAGAACGCGUCCCUCAUGUCCAUGAACUUCUCGCACUACGAGCUGAUGCGCAACGUGUCGCGCUCCAACUGCAACUCGGACGGGGCCUUCAGCGGCAACACGUGCAGCACGCGCCUCAGCCCCGCAGACCUCAACGUGAAGGACGAGCACCUCGAGAAGUACUUCCGCAGCAUCGAGAUGUGGUCGCGAAACUACAGCGGCGGGCCCAGCAACCUGCACCUUGACAUACCAGAGAACAUCCGGGCGUCGGCGUCGAGCGGGUGUCGGCACAGUUCGGUGGGCGUGGCGCUGGCCGUGCCGCAAGCCCCCUCCGCGCCCUCCUCGCCCGACUGACCGACCGCUCGCGCUCUUAUCGACUAGGAAGAUUAGGAAAUGAUGAUGUGAUGGAGCCAAAGCAGCUAAGGUUAGGGGAUGAUCAAGGUCACUUCAUUUCUAAACAUUAUAAGUCACUAUAAAACGCGUUUUUUUCAUUCUAUCAAAUUACAUAUGAUUAGAAUUAUUAUUCUAUUUACAUUGUCGCAUGAGGUAUUUUAACAGCGCUAUAAUUUUAUAAAACGUAACAUUUCAAACAUCUGUAACAUAAAUAUCUAAUCCAAAAGACUUGGUAAAUUUUCCCUAAAUGAUAAGCUCCUCAUUUUGUAGUUUCUAUGUUUAACAACAAUAAUUUAUCGAAGUAAAACAGUUUUACAAAACUAAUAUGUACGACGACACAUAAAAUAAUUCAGUUUGUUAUCCUGUCAGUCAGCUUUCGUUACAUUAGAUUGUCAUAAUACAAUAGUGAUAACUGUGUUUAUAUAACAUAGGUACAAGUGGACACUUCUAUAGGAGUAGAUAAAAUAGAAAAGCUUGAUAGUAAAGACGCAGUAGAAAAUAGUAGUAAAGCCUAAUUGAAGAAGCUCGGAUCUGUGACUUCGUCGAUCGUUCUUAUCGAGAUACUUCGCAGGAUACAAAAUGUCUCUGGUAUACAACGAGAGUUCUCCUCCACGUCUACAAUUUAUUCCCUAUCUAGGCUCUUAGGAGCUAGCAAAAGACAGUACGAUAGUUUAGCCGAAUGGUGCUGAAGCUGAAUCAUGGAUUCGAUGAGGAAAUAUUGAAUUCGAAGAAUUUAUCUUACUCUCGUAGCCCGUCGUGUGGUAUCUAUCUAUUAUAAAAUCAACCUAAUUAGUUCACUAAACUAGUGUUUUAGUAAUUCAAUUCAUGCAACUUUUUAUUCAUCAUAACAAAUUUCAUAAUUACCUAAUACUAAUCACAAGAGGUUUCGCACUCACACGUCGUUACGAGGUUGCCGAUGUGCCCGACACAAGGCGUCGCCGAGCCGUGGGGAACACAUUUGAUUAAAGCACUAUGUCUCAUGUACAUAUUUACAGUAAUUACGAUAACAAUAGGGUAUACGGCGG
This is a messenger RNA of Trichoplusia ni (cabbage looper), 1965 nucleotides long. RefSeq lists its product as uncharacterized. Bases 287 to 901 code for a protein of 204 amino acids. The record is from RefSeq and is a predicted model, not a curated record. The transcript is spliced from 2 exons. Lineage: Eukaryota; Metazoa; Arthropoda; Insecta; Lepidoptera; Noctuidae.